Messenger RNA from Clunio marinus, 1265 nucleotides. Lineage: Eukaryota; Metazoa; Arthropoda; Insecta; Diptera; Chironomidae. The record is from the annotation of a GenBank genome assembly.
GAACCGGUAAACAAACAAACAAUAUUCGGAGACAUUUUAUCAAUAUUUUGUAGAAAAUCUCUUAUUGUAUUUUCAAAGACAUAAGCAACUAAAUAAUUUAUUCUUUAAUUCCAAUUAUUAUUAAAGUUCUAGAAAGUGUUCACAUAAUAAAGAAUAAUUGAAUAUAAACAUGAGUUCACAAGGUGUUGACAUUUUUUCAAUGUUAAACAAAGCACAAACAGAGUUCAAUCAACAGCAAAACUCAGUAGCAGCUUUCUUCAGACAGGCAAGUACAAAUGGAGCUGUUACUAAUAACAAUGCUCCGACCCGGUCGAUGCCAAUGCCAAUCAAGAAUUUAAAUUCUCUGGAGCAAAUCGAAAGACAAAUAAGAACAUCACCACCAUCAAUCCACGACGCCCAGAACAACAACGCAUUACAAGCAACAAAUCAAACAAAUGAUCUUGCAAAUUCACCGCUGGCUCAGUUUUUUAAUUCAAAUAAUUUGAAUAAUACUGCUGGUUUUCAAGCUCCAACACCAGAAGUUAAAGCUCCUCAAGAGAAACUAUUAAACGGACAAAAGCCAAAAGUUACAGCACCGCCUGGUUUUAACAACAAAGUGCAACCUCAGCAAAAGAAUCUUUUGUCAAGUGUAAACAAGGAAACUACUAAAUUGAUAACUCCGACAAUGUUUACACCGUCAAACAACAAUGAAAAAAAGUCACCAGUUGCAGAGCCGUUGACUAAGAAUCAACUGCUUCAGGCCUUGAAUUAUCUAAUCGAAAACGACGAUGACUUUAUGAAAAAGGUCCACGAGGCUUACAUAAAAUCACUUAAAGGAUUAGCUUCUUAAUUCAUGAAACAACACACAAACUAUUUAAAAUGUCUGCAUUUUUAUUAAGUGUCUAUCGAAUAAUCUUUAACAUUCAUAAUGAGGUUCUGAACGGAAGUAAAAAUAAGUUCAAAGCUUAAGAGGAAAUUCAGAAGACUUUUUACGAAAUUUUAAUGAAAAUGAAUAAAUUUUCCAUAUGAAAACAUUUUCCAUCGAACGAUCUCGUUACAAUGCGUUGUCACUUUAUUAGAACGCAUUGGUUAGUUAGGUUCGAUUGGAAUAAUGUCCAACUGUUAAAUGUUCUUAAAAUAUUCAUAGAAUCAAUUCUCUUUGAUGUACCUUACUUUCAAACUCCUUCUGUUCUUUAUUAAUUAUUAAGGAUUAGCUGAUGAUACAAAGUGAAAUUAAAAGUAUUCGAUUAAAAAUAAAAACAAAGAUUUGAAUAGUUGUAUUGAAA